AUGGGCAAACAUAUGCAUGGUUCUACAGAUUGUUACUCUUGCAUGAAACAUGACUCUCGAGAUAUAGCUUCAUUGAAUAUAACUGAACAAGAACAUGAUCUCAUUACAGAAUCGUCUAAGAAUAGAUCUGGCAAAGUGAGGGUGAAGAAGCAUCAUUUGCCAACUGAAUCGAAGGAGAGGGUACAAAAUGAUCAGACAUCGCUCAAAACAUCAUAUAUCAGUUAUGCAGACAGUGAUAGUGAUACAUGUGAUCCCCAUUCUGCACAAACCACUAAACGCAGAAAAUGGCCAAGACAUCAUAAAAAGAGACAGGGUCAUGGGGGUACUAGUAACAUGACUGAUGAAAGGAACAAUGAGACAAUUGAGACUGAGGAGAACCAGGGUGGUAAUGGUAUUGAGAACCUAGUUGGUGAUCACAAUAAGGACCAGGGUGAUGGCAAUAAAAAUCAGCAUGGUGAUGGCAAUAAAAACCAGGAUGGUAAUGGCAAUGAGGACCAGGGUGAUGACAAUGAAGAUCAGGAUGAUGGCAAUGAAAACCAGGAUGGUGAUGGCAAUGAUCAGAGUGAUGGCAAUGAAGAUCAGGAUGAUGGCAAUGAAAACCAGGAUGGUGAUGGCAAUGAAAACCAGGAUGGUGAUGGCAAUGAAGAUCAGGGUGAUGGCAAUGAAGAUCAGGAUGAUGGCAAUGAAAACCAGGAUGGUGAUGGUAAUGAAAACCAGGAUGGUGAUGGUAAUGAAAACCAGGAUGGUGAUGGUAAUGAAAAUGAGGAUGGUGAUGGCAAUGAUCAAGGUGAUGGCAAUGACGAUCAGGAUGAUGGAAAUGAUGAUGGCAGAGAGAAUCAGGGUGGUGAUGAAAGUGACCUUUAUAGUAGUGAUGAUGAUGGUGAAAAUGGGGUAGUACCUCCUAAUCUUGACAGUGGCAUGGACACUACAUCAGGUGAAGAGAUGGACUCUGAUGAUGAUGACAGGAACAGCACACAUCAUCGCAUUCAUGCUCACACACAAAUAGAAACAACCUGGCCAAGUGACUCAGAGUAUAUUGAACCUACAUGUGUUUCUAAUGAUGAAGAUGAUGACAAUGUUGCUGAUAGUGAUGGUUGGACUCCGACACUCCGAAGACAUGUUGUUGAAGAGUUCACAGGUGAACAUCCUGGUCCCAAUGUGAACAAAGCAGACAUACCUACACCAAUAAGUGCUUUUGAAAAAAUAUUUCCUAAAUCGCUUGUGACAAAACUCAGAAGAGAGACUAAUGCUUAUGAUUAG
Molecule: messenger RNA, 1260 nt
Organism: Saccoglossus kowalevskii
Lineage: Eukaryota; Metazoa; Hemichordata; Enteropneusta; Harrimaniidae
Source: RefSeq, a predicted model, not a curated record